Bombyx mori (domestic silkworm) is the source of this 8066-nucleotide messenger RNA. RefSeq names its product ubiquitin-protein ligase E3B. Gene Ontology annotation, biological process: protein polyubiquitination; ubiquitin-dependent protein catabolic process. NCBI's taxonomy places the organism in Eukaryota, Metazoa, Arthropoda, Insecta, Lepidoptera, Bombycidae. The coding region runs from base 244 to 3480 and encodes 1078 amino acids. Gene Ontology annotation, molecular function: protein binding; ubiquitin protein ligase activity. The record is from RefSeq and is a predicted model, not a curated record. The transcript is spliced from 19 exons.
GAUUAUAAGAAAUGACAGUAAAAAGGAUUCCAUUUUUAAACUCGUUUAAUUGAUUAAAAUUACAAAAUCAAUUAUUAUAGUCACUCAUAAUGCUUUUGAUAAAAAUAACAUAGAUUUUAUACGUUAAAUUGGAGUGAGGAUUAUGAUGUUGCCUCGGUAAAAGAAAAUUUUUGGAACAUCCAGUCUGACAGCUGUGUAAAACAAAGCGAAAUUUUGUAACCAGUGCAUAGAGGUCUAUUCAAAAUGUUCUCUAAAGAUUUUACAAGUAAAGAGUCAUUCUUAGAACAAACAAAAGCUGCUCGGGAAGAGCGGGCUUUGGAAAAGAAACGAGAAGCUUCAGUAGUAAAAAUCCAGGCUCUUGUACGGGGCUGGUUACAGAGACAUAAGUUCGUCAAGAUAAUUUUAAAUGAAUUUGAUGAAUUACUAUUACAAGCAUCAGAUGGUUCUCAUGAUGAUACACAAAAAUCUACUGAACUCCUUCCUGCACUAUCUGUGUUCAAGUCAUCUUGCCGUUUAUUAAUUGUGUUUGAUGGUGAAAGAGACAGAAAAAGAUUUGAAAAACUUUGCAAAUAUAUCACCAAUAGUCUACAUUCGGAGUCCAUUAAAUUGUCUUAUGUUGGAGUUUUUCUUAAUAAGGAGUACAGUUUAAGAUGGAUAUCACAUAUAAAAGAUGUUCUGUUUAAAUGUUGCCAAUACCUUGAACAGCUUAAACCAGAAUCUCCCAUGGAUAUGCAGAGCAUUCUUAUUCAUCUCCAUACACUACUUGCCUACACUGGGAGCAGCACAUGGGCACUGACGCGCCUUAAAAACUUUGAAAAGUUAAGAGGCGGCAUGAAUCAACUCUGUGCUAAUGUCAUGGGAUCACUGUUUCAUAAAGGAUAUUACUUAACCUUAAAAUCGUUAUUGUUGCGUGGUCUGUGUCGGGAAAAAGUGUUCCUCAAGAAUAUUUCCUUAACCGCCAUAGUGACAUUAUCACUGCGACCACUUAUAUCAGCACAAUUUUCCGAGAAACUACUCACAAUGUACAUAAUCCAGAUUUUGUCAGUUCCAACACUAGUCUAUCAAAUGCAGCAACUUUCUCCUGAAUCAAUAGCAGCAUAUAGAACUCAUUCAAUGUUCGAUAAAAGCAUAGAGUUUUUGAGCACCGAUCAAAACAUGCGUAUUGUAUUCAAUACAUUAGAAGGGAACUAUGCACUUUGUCUUCUCGGAAAUCUCAUACAGUUGGCACACUUAGAAAAAGAUCAUGCUAUGAAGGAAACUUAUUACCCUGCAUUCAUAUUAGUAUCUACACGUUUCUUAGACUCAUGCCAGCAAUAUGUCGUGUGCAAGAAAGGAAAUCUUAGCAACUGGCAUCCCAUCUUGGGAUGGUUUUCACAAAGCUUGGACGCGUACUUGCCUCAUGCUAUGACCAAUCUGAGAAAUCAGUUAUCUUUGUUAUGGGGAACUCAGUUACUCAAUAAAAUCCUAGCUGUUCCUCUAAAAGAGAUGUUAGAUGCUGGUAUUACAGCUGAAGAGGGCGCUGGACCGUCACAGCCAUCUACUCCCGUGCAAAGUAAUAAUCCUGCUGCAUUUAUAAGGAGAGCUAUUGAGGCUAGGACCAACAGGUCCAAUUCAAGCAAAAACUUUAGAAAAUUAGGAUCGCCGGAUUGCACGAAAGCUGCGUUAAUUUGUUCUAUGUACCAAACUGCUCUGCAAACUAUGACUCAAGUGAAACUAGAUAUUCUAACAGGGUUAAGCAAUCAGGAGAAUAUAUUGUAUUCAUUAUGGCAAUUUCUCUGUACUUUGGGACCAAACUGUGGAUUGAAAUCCUACCUCGAUUUGUUAGCCGUUAACACAAAGACCUCGGCUCCAGAAUUUCAAAUGUUGGUGCUAUUUGCGGACUGCAUGACUCAUUAUGUUACAAUUUUAGAUGAUAUGGAAAUGUAUGAGAAACAGGAUCCUUUUAAACUGCAAGAUUUCAUAAACAUGUCACAGUUCCUGAAUAUGUUUGUCUACAAAACGAUUAUGGGACAGCUUUUUGAUCUCAAAACAAUCCAAAGCAAUGAUUUAUUUAAUUCGCUGCACACGCUACUGCUGGUGCUGUACCGUCGCGACUGCCGGCGCUCGUACACGCCCGCCCACCACUGGCUCGUUAAGGAGAUACGGGAGGGGCAGUUCAUGUCCGAUCUGGAGAAGGGCAAGAAACCGCAGCAGAUGCUAGUACAAAAGACUCCUCACAUGAUCGCUCACGGAGAAAGGGUCCGAUUGUUCCGGAGGGCUGUCGCUGAUGAAAAGGUGGUGCUGGGGCUGACGGAGAGCGCGUGCGGCGGGCGCUCGACGCUGGUGACGGUGCGGCGCGCGCGGCUGGUGGAGGACGGCUACCGGCAGCUGGCGGCGCUGCCGUCCCGCGCGCUGCGGGGCUGCGUGCGCGUGCGCUUCAUCAACGAGCAGGGACUCGACGAAGCCGGCAUCGACCAGGACGGCGUGUUCAAGGAAUUUCUCGAAGAAACAAUAAAACGCGUGUUCGAUCCAUCUCUGAAUCUGUUCCGUGUGACGAGCGAGGAGCGCCUGUACCCGUCGCCGACGUCGUGCCUGCAAGAGAACCAUCUUCAACUCUUCGAGUUCAUCGGCAGGAUGCUAGGGAAAGCUGUUUAUGAGGGCAUCGUGGUGGACGUCCCGUUCGCGUCGUUCUUCCUGAGUCAAGUCCUGGGCCAGACCCAGCAGGCGCUGUACAGCUGGAUCGACGAGCUGCCCUCCCUCGACCGCGACCUCUAUCGGAGUCUCACAUACAUCAAACACUUUCAGGGAGAUAUUUGUUCGCUGGAGCUGACGUUCUCCGUGGAUGAGGAACGUCUGGGGGAAAUAGUGACGCACGAGCUGGUGCCGGGCGGUAAAGGCAUCCCCGUCACCAACGAGAACAAAAUAAACUACAUUCACCUGAUGGCUCAUUUCCGGAUGCACAUGCAAAUCAAGGACCAGACGAACGCUUUCAUCAAAGGGUUCAGAACCAUCAUCAACCCCGAGUGGCUUUCGUUGUUCUCCACCCCAGAGCUGCAGCGGCUGAUCAGCGGCGACAACGUGCCCCUGGACCUGCGCGACCUGCGCCGCCACACGCAGUACUACGGCGGCUUCCACGACUCGCACCGCGUCGUCUGCUGGCUGUGGGACGUGCUGCAGCGCGACUUCACCGAGCACGAGCGCGCCAUGUUCCUCAAGUUUGUGACGUCAUGCUCGAAGCCGCCUGUACUUGGAUUCGCCCAUCUAAAGCCCCCGUUCUCGAUACGGUGCGUUGAAGUUGGCGACGAUGAAGACACCGGAGACACCAUAGGCAGCGUGAUUCGCGGCUUCUUCACGAUAAGGAAGAAGGACCCUCUGAACCGGCUGCCGACCUCGUCGACCUGCUUCAACCUGCUCAAGCUGCCCAACUACCAGAAGCGGAGCACGCUGCGCGACAAGCUGCGGUACGCGGUCAACAGCAACACCGGCUUCGAACUGUCUUAGGGCGCGCUCGCGAUACAAACUGCAACACACUAGCCACCCGCCCUCGCCUCGCUUCGGAAACUGUAAUUUAUUAUUGAUUUCUCCACUAUUUAAUGGAUGCUAUUAUACAUAUAAACCUUCCUCUUCAAUCACUCUAUCUAUUAAAAAAAACCGCAUCAAAAUCCGUUGCGUAGUUUUAAAGAUUUAAGCAUACAUAGGGAUAUAGGGACAGAGAAAGCGACUUUGUUUUAUACUAUGUAGUAAUUCACGUUUAGUCUCGUCGUGUCUUACGAUGUUUUCAUAAAGUCGUACCAAAAAAAGGUUUUUUUUUAUUGUUUUUUGAUGGGUGCUCGAGCUCACAGCCCACCUGGUGUUAAAUGCCGUCACCCAUCUUGAGAUUAAAGUUCUAAGGUCUCAGUAUAGUUAUAACAGCUACCCCAUCCUUCAUGCCGAAACACAUUACUACUUCACUCACGGCAGAGAUAGGUGGAGUGUUGAUACCUACCCGCGCGGACUCACAAGAGGUACUACCACCAGUAACUACGCAAAGCUUUGAUUUUUAUUACACGAUGUUAUUCUUUCACCGUGGAAGUCAAUCGUGAAAAUUUCUUAGUACGUAUUUUAUUAAACAUUCAGCUCAAUAGGUCUCUUUUAGAUUAGAAUAAGCGUUUGGCGGACGCGCGCCGUUUUUUUUUCAGUAAUGAAACUUCAUUCACUAAACCGAUUCGUAUCUCAAUAUCGAGGGGUGAAAGGCCAUUUGGUUUAAACAACAUUUUUGCAACAUUACAGGGGAGCCAUUUAGAAGUUUAAAAAUUGGAAAAACAAUGCCAAAAAAAAAAACUUUUUCACUUAUUUAAAUGAGAUAAACACAAUUGAAGUUCAUUUAAAAACAUCGAACUGCUUAUGCUAAUACCAAAUAAAACGGCCAAACCAAAUAGCCUUUCAUCCUUCGAUUUAUUUUUUCUAAACAAAGUUUUUUUUUAUUGCUUAGAUGGGCGGACGAGCUCUCAGCCCACCUGGUGUUAAGUGGUUACUGGAGCCGAUAGACAUCUACAACAUAAAUGCGCCACCCACCUUGAGAUAUAAGUUCUAAGGUCUCAGUAUACCUAGUUACAACGACCGCCCCACCCUUCAAACUGAAACGCAUUGCUGCUUCACGGCAAAAAUAGGCGGGGCGGUGGUACCUACCCGUGCGGACUCACCAGAGGUCCUACCACCAGUAAUUACGCAAAUUAUAAUUUUUGCGGGUUUUCACUUUUAUUACACGAUGUUAUUCCUUCACCGUGGAAGUCAAUCGUGAACAUUUGUUGAGUACGUAUUUCAUUAGAAAAAUUGGUACCCGCCUGCGGGAUUCGAACACCGGUGCAUCGCUUCAACACGAAUGCACCGGACGUCUUAUCUUUUAGGCCACGACGACUUCAAACUUUAAUUCGUUUUAGCAUUUGAAACGGAAAUAAUAUAAUAAAAUAGUACAUAUUUAUAACUUAUGUAUGUAAUUUGUAUAAUCUCGAUAUUAUUGCUAAAAAGUUGAUUGUUCACUUUUAAUAUUGUUUUUAAUAUUAUGUCGAGAAGAAGUAGACGGUAAUUGAAAGCAAAAAAAGUGAUAUCCGACCUUUUGGAUUUAAUAUCGCGAAUAAUUGAUGUGAAUUUAUUGGAAUACCACCUCUUUGUUCAGUGUGUCCAUUUUAAGUGUUUUAAAUAACUAGUUGUUACAUAAAAAUAACUUAAGACUUGUUUAUACUCAAUUGAAAUUUGUGUGUUCAGUUGGAAACGAUAAUACACUAACUUAUUGCGUUCGUAUAAUUUUAAUUACAACUAAACACAGUUUCAUGAUAAAAAUAAUAAUAAAGAAAAUUGGCCAAAAUAUUGUAAACAAAAGAUCUCAGGAAAAAGUUGGGUUAUUUCCUAUAUUGAUAUGAAGAUUAAUCUAUCGUUUGGUUUGAAUAGUUUUCACGAGUAUCUACACGUGGCUAAAACUGUUGUUCCAGUACCCAAACCUUCAUGACCACAAAAACUGAAAUAAUCGAAAGAUUGACUCGUGGUUAUCUUUCUGGUAAAACCCUUGGACUCUCCUGUACCCCCGGCUGUGUUGCCUCGUGUAAAAACAGUGUCACAUCUAGAAUCUAUAUGUCCGUAAUUAUUUUAAAUCUGCUUGCGGGGUAAUUGGCAAAGAACUAACGCGACCAACUUACUAACCAAGGAAUAUGUCCAAAAAGUACUACUCAUUUUUACGACUUAAUUCUUAAUUGCGUUCACAAAAAUGUCUCUUUUAUGGUAACUUAUUUGCUCGCCUCUUUGGUCGCGUAGUAUCGUAUCUAAAUAUCAAAGAUUUUAAUUGUACUUUUGCUUGUCUCGAAUGUAUUUUUGGUUCCCAAAACUUCGAUUAGGUUUUGUUUUUUAACGACGACAUGCACGAUUGAAAACAGGGAAAGUUUAUAUCGUGAAAGUACUUUCUAAUAAUUUUAGUUUACCUGAACGCCGCCUAGAAAAGUUUCUUUCAAUGACUUUUCUUCAUCCCAUGUGGUUAUGUAUCACAAGCCUUGCCUAGGUGUAAACCAAUAAAUGCGGCCAUCAGCGCAAAAGUGGCCUAACCCACAAUUUUGUAUAUUGAAUCUUGUAUGACGUAUGUUGGAAUUUAUUUAAAAUAUAAUAAAUUUUGAUGUAAUACCGGCCUAUGCAUAGUUUCAUCCAUAGAUAACAGAUAGUUUUGUAAACAUUAUUUUUGCGCGGAUUGUUUUUUUGCUUACUCAAAUUCAAAUUCAUGAAAAUUUAAACCUAAUUGCCUCCAUACUAACUAUGAUAAGCUUAGGCCACUUCUGCGCUGACGGCCUCAAAUGAGAACUUUGUUCUCAGUACGAGUGCUAGAAUGAUGCUUAUUUUCAUAAGUAUUGUAUUCACCGAUACAGGGUGAUGGUAAUUGGUAUCAAGUAAUUCAUUUGCAGCUUGAUUAUUUCGCAAUAAUUGAUUAUAAUCACAUAAUUAGUCAUAUGAUUAGCGACAUCCACUUUACUGCGGGAUCCAGGAUUCUCCAUCAGAGACAUUGUCCUUGUUAAAGAUGUUUCGUACUCGAGGUCUGAGUGGAGUUGUCGUAUGUGUGUGUUUGUGCGUUACGCAUAAAUCCCGCCGCCUUCGACUGUUUGAUGUGGAACAUUUACGUGAAGUUCCAAUACGUACAAUGUCCAAAUGCGCGGUAAGAUUGGUUCCCUUUCCUUUCUAAUCUAUUGACCUCAAAGACAAACCUCUUUUUUUGCCGAAAUGCAUGCACCGUGAUUUGAAGGGAAUAGCCAAUGUUCUAAUAAAAUGGACAGUUGAGUUCCUAUAAAAAAGGAGUUUGGAGGCCUACCGGUAACUCAAUCGGACGGUACAAAUAAUAUUGCUACUGGCUGAUGAUCUUUCUCGAAAACGAAAAUAUCAUCAAAUUUAUUGACAGUCCAGAAGACAAAUUUUCCCAUCAUAACGUAACGACUAAGAUAUCUUGCUAUUUCAUAACAAAUUACGUACACCCUGUAUAAAUAAUAAUAUGGAUGUAGUCACAUUUGACGCGCGGAUUAAACUCACACAAAUAUAUCGGUUGUAAUAAUUAGCGUGUGGCAUACUCAUUUUGUAAACGUGAUCUCAGAUGAAUAAAAUUUAUUUCCAUGAACGUAAAAGGCGAUUUUUCGUUUUCAUUUCAAAAUGCAAACACGAAGAAUUGUAGGAAUGCCAAAAAAUAUUUACGUUUUUACGGACUUAACCUCUUUAUAUAUUAAAAUGUUAGUAAUUAGUCUGUAGUACUCCUUAAUACGGUAGUUGACGAAUUGUAUUUACUAAGAACCCUGUCCAAUAAUAAUAAAAUAUGUAUAUAGACAAUAAUGUUUUAAAUAAUGUAUAAUUGUAGUAUAUUUUUGUUUACUCAUUUACAUAAUUCUUAAGACACUAGAGAGUUCACGCCAAUCUGUAUGUACGACGACGUACAUAUUUUUAUUAUAAAAUAGAAUUUUUAAAUAAUUCAGCUCAUUUUAAAUCAAACACAAAAUUCACGGGAUUUUCAUUCUCAAUAUAAUAAUAACACAUGUCAUUUUAUUGUAUACAGUAAGGGUUAAUUGUAAUGUAUGUGUUUAAUUGUAUAAGUAAUGCGUGUGCACUUUAUUGUUGAACCAAACCCUAAAUAUUUAUGUUACAUAAUAAUUAUAGUAAUUAGCACCAUAUUAUAUUUUUAAAUUGUGUGUCAAAUGUAUAGCCAUUGAUAAAGUAUGUAUGUUGUAUUUCAUCAAUGUUUUUUUUUUUUGUUCGAAUAAAAACUUUAUUUCGUUAUUUGUACGUUUAUAUUUUAUGAAUAGUUUUACGAUUUUGUGCAAUUUAUCGAUGCCAUUUUAAAUCUAAUAGAAUCGUUCAGUAACGUUUUUAAUUUGUUUAGUUUCCGUUCCGUUUUGGCGGUGAAAUAUGUUUACAGUCUUGAUUGGGUAUCCGAUUAACAUAUAUUGCGACCAGUGAAUAUUCUAAAGUCAUAAUUUUACCGCCAUAUUACAGCGCGAAUAAAUGUAAUAAAAUAUUUGUACUAUCCACGUUAUAUAUGUCGUAUAACACAAUGUGAUUCUCUGUGAUAAUAAAAUUGAUAUUUAUUAGAA